Messenger RNA from Funneliformis mosseae, 1317 nucleotides. The record is from the annotation of a GenBank genome assembly. NCBI's taxonomy places the organism in Eukaryota, Fungi, Glomeromycota, Glomeromycetes, Glomerales, Glomeraceae.
AUGAGUUCAGAUACAAAGAUUGCUUGCGUGAUGGUAGGACUUCCCGCUCGUGGAAAGACCUAUAUAGCACAAAAAGUUUGUCGAUAUCUUCAAUGGUUAAGCGUCUCGACAAAGGUAUUUAAUGUUGGUAAUUAUCGACGUAAGCUUCAUGGUGCACAUCAGAUGCACUCGUUUUUCGACCCCAACAAUAAGGAGGGUGAAAUUGCGCGUAGGGAAGCGGCAGCUGAAGCCCUCAAAGAUAUGUUGAGAUGGUUCGAAGUUGAAAAUGGCACGGUAGCCAUAUUUGAUGCUACAAAUUCCACCCGGGAAAGACGAACUUUCAUUCUUAAUCAUUGCAAGAAACAAAAUAUUCAAGUCAUCUUCAUUGAGACGGUUUGUCAGGAUGAGAAUCUCAUCUUGCAAAACAUAAUGGAUGUUAAACUAUCAUCUCCUGACUAUAAGGAUAUGGAUCCCGAAAAGGCAGCCGAGGACUUUCGUGCUAGAAUUUCCCAUUAUGAGGAAGCGUAUGAAACUAUCACGGAGAACGAUUUCACUUAUAUCAAGCUCAUCAAUGUUGGAAGUCAAGUAGUGAUUAAUCUGAUUCAAGGAUACCUUCAGAGUCGGAUUGUAUAUUAUUUGAUGAAUUUACAUAUUAUGCCUAGAAGUAUUUUCUUUAGUAGGCAUGGGGAGAGCAUCUUUAAUCUAUUGGGGAAAAUUGGUGGUGAUUCCGAUCUAUCUCCACGUGGUCGUAAAUAUGCCAAUGCUUUACCUAAACUGAUUCAUGAAAACUUGGGCAAUCAACCAUUGACAGUCUGGACAUCCACAAUGAGACGAACAAUACAAACCUCAGAACAACUGCCAUAUCCAAAAUUACAAUGGAAGGCAUUAGAUGAAUUGGAUGCAGGGGUCUGUGAUGGAAUGACAUAUGAAGAAAUUGAGGAAAGAUAUCCUGAAGAUUACGCUAAUCGAGACGAAGACAAGUUUAACUACCGAUAUCGUGGUGGUGAGUCUUACCGGGAUGUUGUCCUUCGUUUGGAACCAGUGAUAAUGGAACUUGAAAGGCAGCAAAAUAUCCUAAUAGUGGGACAUCAGGCUAUCCUUAGAUGCAUCUAUGCAUAUUUCCACAAUUUACCUCAUGACGAAUUGCCGUAUAUUAAAAUUCCUUUACAUACAGUUAUUAAAUUAACUCCAAAGGCGUACGGGUGUGCCGAGGUUAGAUACAGGGUAGAGAUUGACGCGGUGGAUACACAUAGGCCUAAACCUCAGCCAAAACCGCCAAAACCAGUUAUUAAUGGCAACUCAAUCUCCAGCUCAAACCUAACUAAUGUCGCAAGUUAA